GUAAAGAGUUUACAGCUUACUCUCACUGAAGAGCUUCCUAAGAAAGAAAACAACACUUCGCUUCUGCUUCUCUUGGGACUCUGUGCUUAGGCUCCCAUGUCUGGGCUGCAGAAAACUGGAUUAGGCUAGAUAUAGAAUAUCUGCCCUCCAGCAUCCAAAUCCAGUGGUUGUUUGGAUUUUGGCCACACAGAUAUACUAGCCCUGUCCCCAUCUGAGGAGGCUUGUUGAAGGCAUGGAGCAAGCAGAAGGAGACAACUGGGAACUCACUCAGGUCUCCUCUGGCUGCAAGUCCCAAGAUGGCUGCUUACUCUGCCUUCACUAUAUUUACACCACCGAAGUCUCAAAAGUUUGGAUUUGCUUCUAUUAGCAUUCAAGGACAUCUGCUUCAUCUCAGAAAGCCGCAGGUUUGAUUCUAAUGGGAAUCAGACAAUUGCAACGGGCCCCCCUAUCCUCGCAAAAUAACUCCCAAGAAAAUAAGGAUUUAAAAUGGAAGACGUUCUUUCUGCGCAAAGUAUUUGAAAGAGGUGAUUCACAAGGACAUGAUGAGAAUGGCACUCAAACAGUGUGUGGGCAGGUAGUGAAUCAGAACCGUAUUGUGGGGGGAGAAGAUGCAUCUCAGGAUGCUUGGCCAUGGCAAGUCAGCCUCCAAUACCAAAAGAAGCACGUCUGUGGGGCGACCGUCAUCAGCUCUGAAUGGUUACUGACAGCGGCCCACUGCUUCCCUAAGAAUGCAGAACUCUCUAACUACAAAGCCAACUUGGGAAACUACCAGCUCUUGAAUGCAGACCCAAAUGCUGUGUGGCUGAGACUGUCCCAAGUGAUUGUCCAUGAGAACUAUAGUGGAGAUGGAUCCAGUGGGGAUAUAGCACUGGCUCAGCUAGAGCAACCUGUACGUUUCACCCAAGGCAUCCUUCCAGCCUGUCUCCCAGAUGCCAAAGUCCAAUUUCCAAAUGGCACCCUUUGCUGGGUGACUGGGUGGGGAUCACCUGCAUAUGGAGCCACCCUGGGAGGUCUCAAAACAUUGCAGCAGAUCCAGUUGCCAUUGAUAGACACCAUGACCUGUGAUGCCCUUUUUCACAUUGGUACGAAUAUCAGUCCCACUACCAGAGAGAUCCAGGAUGACAUGUUCUGUGCUGGCUAUGCUGAGGGAAAAAAAGAUGCUUGCUUGGGUGACUCCGGAGGUCCAUUGGUCUGCCAAGAGGAUGGUGCCUGGUUUGUGGCAGGCAUUGUGAGCUGGGGUGACAUGUGUGGCCUCCCCAACCGCCCAGGAGUCUACACCCGUGUUGGUUUCUAUCAAGACUGGAUUCAGAGUAACUUUCUUGGGUUGCAAUUCGGUAUUGUGAAUGUCACUUAUUACCGAGUUGCUCCACCUCGAUCUGCCUCAAGCCGAGUCCUCAAAAAUUUCAGUUUCUUCCUCCUGCUUCUGAUCUCCUGCUUCAUCAUCAUCAUCUUCUGAGACAGAGUGGGAAUAGGAAGUUCUGGUGCUUUUACUUACCAAGUUGAAAUUUUAUGGGAAAAAAUCAUAACCAAAGUCUCCCUGUGAAAGCAGCACUUUCCACUAAAAAAUGACUAUGUCAAGUUUAUGGAAACACCAGCAGUUUCUAUCCUUGAUGCCGUGUUAGAAACCUAGUUCUCCCAAAUGAAUGGAUUCUGAAAAGUUCUGGAGCAUUUCAUGUUCUGUCAAGUACGACCAUAGGGUAUUAUGGAUUUCUAGGGCAUUGGAGGCCUGGGAGAGAUAUUUUACUGGUGAAGGAGUCAGACUUCUUCAUUUUGCUCUGUUCGUCUCCCUUCCUGAAGGAGAACAAGGGCUCUCAUGCUUGUUCCCCAAAGGUGCUAUUCAUGUAAAUUUAUGAAUAUAUAUAGUAAGACUCUGCCAUUAUGCUGCUUUUUUUCAAGAGCUUCUUUGAACAGGAAAAGAGGAAAGGGAAAAGCCAUCCUAUUCAAGAAAAGGACUUAAAGUCAUAUUGAACUUCCAAAGAGGUUUCUGGGUAGCAUUUGGUUGGCACUGCUGUAAUCCAACAGCUUGUUUUCUGAAUUUGAAAUGGUGAGGGAAGUGGUGUGGUGAAAGAGCUAAAUAAAAUCAUGUUCUAGUAGCAAACCAGAGCUCAACAUCUGAGGAAUCUCAACUUGCCACAUUGUCUACCUCUGACUUCACCUUAGGCCUGGUCUACCUGUACAGUUGAAUGAGAUGGUAGGAUCCUGAAGUUGUAGAAUGGUAGGUCAUAUCAUUUGGAAAUGCAGACAGGGAGGUGCUUUUGGUUAUCUUCCUGCAUUUCCCCAUUUUUUCUUUUCCCAAAUACUCCAUUAAGAAGGAGAAAAAAUGUAGUAGAUCCUCACGGCUUUUAGUUGGCAACACCAAUGUCAUCUCUCUGGGAGAAUUAGAAAUAUUGGAAAAUAUGUGGUUGUAUGUGAAUUAGAAAGAGGGUUGGGUGGAGAAUACUUUUUAAAAUCUGCCUGGGAUUGGAAGGAGAUUUUGCUCAUUUCCUCUUUAUAUAAUAUCUUUGUUAGGAAUAAUUUAAAUAACAACUGGAAAAAGUGCUACAAAGAACCACAGAACCCAGAACUUGUUGGACCUUUGAUUAACUGCUAAAUAUUUUAGGUACAUGUUUUUCUUCUCACUAAAAGACAUCUGUGUGGGGUUUGGGGAGAAAUAAAAUUUGCUUUUGGUGGGAUAGUGCAUAUGAACAGGGGUUUUGCCAAGUUUGAUGGUUCCUGCUGUAGAGAAGAAGGAUGUAUUUAUGUUUUCAAUUUCUUUGUGAAGAAAAUA
This is a messenger RNA of Python bivittatus (Burmese python), 2767 nucleotides long. Lineage: Eukaryota; Metazoa; Chordata; Lepidosauria; Squamata; Pythonidae. The record is from RefSeq and is a predicted model, not a curated record.